AUGCAGAAGCUGGUGCAUGUGGCGGCUCACACUGGUGGUUGGAGCUCAGAGCUGCAGAGAGAGAGCUCCAGUCCUGUCACCUUGGCUCAUCAGCGGUGUGCCAUGGAGAGACAGGAGCUGGACUUGUGGCAGAGGAUGGGGAGGCGGCGGUCCGUGUCGCGGGUCGAGAGCGCAAGUGGAAGCGGAGGGUUUGUAUUUGAGGCGAUGCUGACGCGCUAUCGGAGGGGCUCGCCUCUCGCCUUCUCCACUGGCUCCAAUGCCAUCAGUGCCUGCUUAGACCGAGCCAUGUGA
Messenger RNA from Knipowitschia caucasica, 291 nucleotides. NCBI's taxonomy places the organism in Eukaryota, Metazoa, Chordata, Actinopteri, Gobiiformes, Gobiidae. The record is from the annotation of a GenBank genome assembly.